Messenger RNA from Pelobates cultripes (western spadefoot toad), 226 nucleotides. The record is from the annotation of a GenBank genome assembly. NCBI's taxonomy places the organism in Eukaryota, Metazoa, Chordata, Amphibia, Anura, Pelobatidae.
GAGGAAGGAAUUUUCCCAAGUCAUCAACACCCUACGAGCCCAUGGUCUCCGCUUUCGAUGGGGCUUCCCUACCAAAGUUAUUGUGACCAAAGAUAACACCACCCAAGUGAUAACGUCGCCAGAAGACGGUCUUCGGAAAUUACAAGCCUGGGGCUUUUCGGAUCAAGAUGCGGAACGCACCACUUCGCCUUCAAAACGGAUCCAAUUGGACUGGCAUAAAGCAUAA